UGCCCGCCGGGGCGGGGCUCUCCGCGCGCGCGGGCCGUGGCGUGACGUGGCGGCGGGAUGCUGCGGGCGCUGCCGCUGUCGCUGCUGGUGGUGGCGCUGGCGGCGGGGGGCGGCCCGGGGCCCCCCCAGCUCCGCGGGUCCGAGCUGCGGGGCCUGGCCCGGGGCAAGGUGGAGACCUGCGGCGGGUGACGGCUGAACCGCCUGAGGGAGGUGAAGGCCUUCGUCACCCAGGACAUCCCCCUCUACCAUAACCUGGAGAUGAAGCACCUGCCUGGUGCUGACCCCGAGCUCGUGCUUCUCAGCCACCGAUACGAGGAGCUGGAGAGAAUCCCCCUGAGCGACAUGACCCGGGAGGAGAUCAACCAGCUGGUGCAGGAGCUGGGCUUCUACCGCAAGGAGACACCUAAUGCCCCUGUGCCUGAGGAGUUCCAGUUUGCCCCUGCCAGGCCUCUGUCCACCCUGCCGCCCCACCAAGCUCCCACCACUGAUAGCAAGACCCUACCCGAACGUGACGAGGGAGAACACCCAGACCUCUAGUGAGGGAUGCCACAUUCGGGAGAGGGUCCUGCAGCCAGUCCCCAGCGCACAGGGACGAGGGCAUUACAACAGCUGGGGAUGGUGCCACAGGGUGGCAAAGAUGCCCCCGCUGUUGCUUGGUGCUGUGUAGCCCCUACCUCGAGGAUGCCCUGAGCAGCUCCAGCCUUGAGCUGGGGUCUUCCUGGGCAUUGCGCGCAUCCCAGGGGUCCCGUGUGCCUGUCACUGCCCUCCCUCCCCUGCAGGCCUGCAUUCCUGGCUGUGAGGAGCAGCGUUCUUUGUGCUCCCUUGCCAUGCCCUGAGGUUUAGCUGACUCCCAGUGCUGGGCAGCGGUAUCCUACCUGCAUGGGACAGGAUGAAACCCUCAGCAGAAAGCCCCAGGUGCUGAGGGUAGAUGUGCUGAGUCCCGGAGGCAGGAGAGCUGCCCCUGGGAGGGGUAUGGCUUUACACCUCAGCACAGUUGUCUUGUGUUGAGCCCCCAGUAAAGCCCUUGCAUACAA
Messenger RNA from Grus americana (Whooping crane), 1034 nucleotides. It is a transcript of the gene SELENOM, whose product is annotated as selenoprotein M. Gene Ontology annotation, molecular function: oxidoreductase activity. Lineage: Eukaryota; Metazoa; Chordata; Aves; Gruiformes; Gruidae. The record is from RefSeq and is a predicted model, not a curated record. Gene Ontology annotation, cellular component: endoplasmic reticulum lumen. The transcript has 5 exons.